UAUAGUACAAUAGGGUCCUCAAAAUCUCUUUAUAUAUCAACAACCAUGUAGUCAUAGUCUUUCAUAACCACCAAUUCUACCUCAAAUUUUUCAUGUUCUCAAAAACUACAAUGCCAUCAUCACUCUCUAUGGUUCCUCUCUUCUCUCUUUUACUCUCAUUCAUGAUUUGUAGUAAUAAUGCUGAGGGUCCACCAUCACCAGGCUACUACCCUAGCUCCAAAGUAAGCCCUACUAUCUUUGAUCGUGGAUUUAGAAACCUCUGGGGACCUCAGCAUCAGAAACAAGACCAAGGAACAUUAAAAAUCUGGCUUGACUCUACUUCAGGGAGUGGAUUCAAGUCGCUUAACUCUUAUCGAGCUGGAUACUUUGGUGUUGCGGUUAAGCUUCAAACCGGUUAUACGGCCGGAGUCAUUACAUCUUUUUAUCUUUCAAACAACCAAGAUUAUCCCGGAAACCAUGAUGAAAUAGACAUUGAGUUUCUUGGAACCACACCAGAUAAACCAUAUGUGUUGCAGACAAAUGUGUACAUAAGAGGAAGUGGAGAUGGAAAGGUUAUAGGAAGAGAGAUGAGGUUUCAUCUUUGGUUCAAUCCAACUCAAGAUUUUCACAACUAUGCUAUUCUAUGGAAAACUAGUGAGAUCAUAUUUUUUGUGGAUGAUGUUCCAAUAAGAAGGUAUCCUAGGAAGAGUGAUGUUACUUUCCCUUCAAGGUCAAUGUAUGUGUAUGGAUCAAUAUGGGAUGCAUCUUCUUGGGCUACUGAGAAUGGAAAAUACAAAGCAAAUUAUACUUAUCAACCUUUCAUUGGUAGAUACAAAGACUUCAAACUUCAAGGUUGUAGAACUGGUUCCGCCUCCUCAUCAUGCCGGCCACUUUCGGCCUCGCCUUCCGGCUAUGGCGGUAGACUCAGCCCUCAGCAAAAUGUUGCAAUGCAAUGGGUCCAAAAAAAUUACUUGGUGUAUGAUUAUUGUCGUGAUCAUACGAGAGACCACACACGUACUCCAGAAUGUUAAUUAAAGGUUGAUUUGUUUCAGUUCGGUUGAUUUUUAUAAUUACAUAUCUUACCAUAAUAUAUGGUUAAUGGAGUGAUUUUUGAGAUGGUGCUGCAUGUUUGUGCGUAGUAUUGUUACUAUAGUCCUAUUGGUGAUGAAAUAAAAUCUAUGUGGAUGCUUUUCUAAUAA
Molecule: messenger RNA, 1178 nt
Organism: Lathyrus oleraceus (garden pea)
Lineage: Eukaryota; Viridiplantae; Streptophyta; Magnoliopsida; Fabales; Fabaceae
Product: xyloglucan endotransglucosylase/hydrolase protein 31
Exons: 4
Coding region: 93-1010 (305 amino acids)
Biological process (GO): cell wall biogenesis; xyloglucan metabolic process
Cellular component (GO): cell wall; apoplast
Molecular function (GO): hydrolase activity, hydrolyzing O-glycosyl compounds; xyloglucan:xyloglucosyl transferase activity
Source: RefSeq, a predicted model, not a curated record